AUGUCAAAAAAAUGUAUAAAAUGAAUUUUUCUCUGAUUCGUUCUCAAUUCGAGAUGCGCUUAACACAUCUCCUUCUUCUGUUCUUCGUUGGCUCCACAUUAUUUUUGAAUGUGGAGUCAAGGGCUAGGGACCCAAGGGUUAAACCUGACUCCGGAAAGUUAUCACUGGCUUUGAAGAAAUAUUUUAAGGGCUCUGGCAUUCAUCCUUUCAUCAAUGGAGUAAAUAAAGGGAUCCUCAAAUUGCUCACUAAGUCUGUUGGAAAAGAGAAUCAGAAAGAUUUUCUAGGGUUACUCUCUGCUGUACCUGAAAAUAUAGAUCUUACAUCACUCAUAAACCGUGAUGAACAAUCGAGUAAGCAAAAGAAGGGAAUACUAACUAAGGUGGAUAUUUUUCAUCUAUUGAUAAGGUUGUCCAAACUAAAAUGUGCUCAUGGUGGAUGCAAGAAACCCACUGAGCUGGAUUCUGGUGAUGACGAAGGUAAUUCAGAUUCUGAUGUAAAGCAAGUACCGACAAAAAAAAUCACUAAGAAAAUCGAAGGCCUAAUCAAGAAAUUUUUCAAAAACAUCAAUGAUCGGUUAGAUAGAGUACUUGGAGACAUAUCUGUGGGUUUGGAAAAAACAAUCAAAAAGUUACUUCACCGAGGAAAAAAUUUGGAGGUUCUCUUUGGACUUUUAUCGCAGUGGCCUAAGACAUGUGAUGCCAAGUCUAGUCUAGGAAUAACUGACGAUAAACCAAAAUCUAAGAGAGAAGGCUUGUUGCGUCAAACUGAGAUUUUACAAAUACUCGUCCAUCUUGCAAAAACUAAGUGCAAUCAUGGAGGAUGCAAAUUACUUAAUAUCGAGAGUUUUUUGUCGGAACAAGAUUCUGAUGACGACCAGACAAGUGAGGAUGAAUCCUCGAAACCACCUAAGCGUCAUCCUUCUAAGGGCAAGAACAAGGAAGGAGAUGCCUCUGAUGAAGAGGAAACUGAGAAAACACCUAAAAAAAAACCUCCUAAAAGUAAACCACCAAAGGAGUCUGAUGAUCAAGAAAAUUCUGGUGAAGAUGAUUCUCCAAAACCACCGAAACGUCAUCCCCCUAAAGAAAAAAAUGACGAAGAAGAUGAAUCUAGUCAGAAAGGACCUAAGAAACCAACUAAGGGAAAGCCACCAAAGGGAAAAUCUCCAAAAGAUGAUUCCGAUGAUGAAGAACAAUCUGGAGGAGACAAUUCUCAGAAACCUCCAAAGCGUCAUCCCUCUAAAGGAAACAAUGAUGAAGAAGAUGAAUCUGGCCAGGAAGAAAAUAAAAAACCAUCUAAAGGAAAGCCACCAAAGGGAAAACCUCCAAAAGAUGAUUCCGAUGAUGAAGAACAAUCCGAAGGAGACGAUUCUCAAAAACCACCAAAGCGUCAUCCCCCUAAAGAGAAAAAUGAUGAAGACGAUGAAUCUGGUCAAAAAGGUCCUAAGAAACCACCAAAAGGAAAGCCUUCAAAAGGAAAACCUCAAAAAGAUGAUUCCGGUGAUGAAGAACAAUCAGAAGGAGAUGAUUCUCAAAAACCCUCUAAAGGAAAAAAUGACGAAGACGAUGAAUCUGGUCAAAAAGGACAUAAAAAGCCACCCAAGGGAAAGCCACCAAAAGGAAAAUCUCCAAAAGAUGAUGAAGAACAAUCUGGAGGAGACGAUUCUCAGAAACCACCUAAGCGGAAUAAUGAUGAAGAAGAUGAAUCUGGCCAAGAAGGUCCUAAGAAACCACCAAAAGGAAAGCCUUCAAAAGGAAAACCUCAAAAAGAUGAUUCCGGUGAUGAAGAACAAUCAGGAGGAGAUGAUUCUCAAAAACCCUCUAAAGGAAAAAAUGACGAAGACGAUGAAUCUGGUCAAAAAGGACAUAAAAAGCCACCCAAGGGAAAGCCACCAAAAGGAAAAUCUCCAAAAGAUGAUUCUGAUGAUGAAGAACAAUCUGGAGGAGACGAUUCUCAGAAACCACCUAAGCGGAAAAAUGAUGAAGAAGAUGAAUCUGGCCAAGAAGGUCCUAAGAAACCACCUAAGGGAAAACCACCAAAGGGAAAAUCUCCAAAAGAUGAUUCCGAUGAUGAGGAACAAUCUGGAGGAGAUGAUUCUCAAAAACACUCUAAAGGACAAAAUGACGAUGAUGAUGAAUCUGGUCAAAAAGGACCUAAGAAACCAACUAAGGGAAAGCCACCUAAAGGAAAAUCUCCAAAAAAUGAUUCUGAUGAUGAAGAACAAUCUGGUGAUGAUUCUCAGAAACCACCAAAGCGUCAUCCCCCUAAAGGCAAAAAUGAUAAAGAAGAUGAAUCUGGCCAAGAAGGUCCUAAGAAACCACCUAAGGUAAAGCCACCAAAAGGAAAAUCUCCAAAAGAUGAUUCCGAUGAUGAAGAACAAUCCGAAGGAGAUGAUUCUCAGAAGCCACCUAAACGUAAUCCCCCUAAAGAGAAAAAUGAUGAAGAUGAUGAAUCUGGUGAAGUGGGUCCUAAGAAACCAUCAAAAGGAAAGCCACCAAAAGGAAAAUCCCCAAAGGAUGAUUCCGAUGAUGAAGAACAAUCAGAAGGAGAUGAUUCUCAAAAGCCCUCUAAAGGAAAAAAUGACGAAGACGAUGAUGGUCAGGAAGGACCUAAGAAACCACCUAAGGGAAAGCCACCAAAAGAAAAAUCUCCAAAAGAUGAUUCCGAUGAUGAAGAACAAUCUGCAGGAGAUGAUUCUCAAAAACCACCGAAGCGUCGUCCCACUAAAGAGAAAAAUGAUGAAGAAGAUGAAUCUGGUCAGGAAGAAUCUAAGAAACCAUCUAAAGGAAAGCCACCGAAAGGAAAAUCUACAAAAAAAGAUUCCGAUGAUGAAGAGAACAGUGAUAAACAAAAGCCAUCAAAGAAAAAAUCGACAGAAGGCGACUCAGAUGAUGAAGAACAAUCAGGAGACUCAUCCAAGAAGAAACAUAAAUCCGGCAAAGAUGAUUCUGAUGAUGAUGAGUCCCUUGAAUCCCCUAAACGCAAACAUAGACAUAGAACACAUAGAGAAUAUGAUAGGGAGGAACUUUCAGAGAGCGAUCAGCAACAAAGGUCUGAUAAAUCUAAUAAUAAUAAGAGUAAACACCAAAAAAGAUAUCACUACAAGGAAUACUAAGGUUAUUUUUCAACUGUUAUGUUAUAAAUAAAUGAAUCCGCAUUA
Molecule: messenger RNA, 3158 nt
Organism: Harmonia axyridis
Lineage: Eukaryota; Metazoa; Arthropoda; Insecta; Coleoptera; Coccinellidae
Product: ABC transporter F family member 4-like
Exons: 2
Coding region: 12-3113 (1033 amino acids)
Source: RefSeq, a predicted model, not a curated record